Molecule: messenger RNA, 760 nt
Organism: Carassius auratus (goldfish)
Lineage: Eukaryota; Metazoa; Chordata; Actinopteri; Cypriniformes; Cyprinidae
Exons: 2
Coding region: 16-729 (237 amino acids)
Source: RefSeq, a predicted model, not a curated record
CUCGUCGACUUCCUCAUGAACAACUACAUGAGUAUCUUCCCGCUGUGGAGUGGAGUUCUUCUUGGGGAUCUUAGCCGGUUUUCUGAAAUCAGCACAGCUACAGUCAGCCAACAAUCCAAAACAAGGGAAAGUAACUGUCAUGUGGAACAGUGGUUUUGGAUUGUUAAACACAGCAUCCUUAAAAAGAAGAAGUACCUGCGUCCUGCUGACUUCAUACAGAACAUGUAUGGAUCUCUCCAAGGCAGAUACAAAGAACACAUAAUUAACAACAAUCUGUUACUGCCUUACCGUGAUCCAGAACCUAAAGAAAAGUUCUUCAGCCAGAAAGAAGAAUGGGCACAGAAAACAUCAAGAAAGGACAAGGACAGACAUAAAACAAAAUACUUUGACCCACCUGAAGUACUGCCACAGCCAUCACAAAGUCCAGAAGUUACACAGAUCAGCACCAAUACCAUCCAGAUGAUUCCAGACACAGCAAUGGACCUGUCAAAAACAAAACACAAACCCGAACCAGAGUACAAUACUGAGCCAGAUAACACAGAACAUACUGCUGAAGACACAACAGAAGAGAUUCAGUACCUUUGGAGCAAAAACGAUUGUGAAGUGGUGGUUGCUGUUGUACCAUCAGCAGCAAAAAAGGCUAGGUACACCCUCCAUCACUCAGAGUUCAAAACUCUGCAACCUCACAAGUGGCUCAUGGGAGAGGCAAGAAUAUUCAUGAGCUAUUAGCAUUUCAAACUUGCAUGAUAUAAAUUGCCAA